UGAAAAAGAAAGCGUUAAAAAACUUUUAAAAGUCGCAACAAAUAGUGAAAAAAGCUGACAUAGUCAAACAAAUGACCUACAACUGUUUCUCGAAGCUCUUGACCACACUAAGGAGAACCCGCAACCUAAUCGGCGUCGCCACCCUCUCCACCACCGCCGCCGCCUCCUCCGUUUCUCCCAAAUUCUCCGCCAUGGAGAACGACCUCCAGACUCUCAGAACACGCGUCUGCAUCGUCGGCAGCGGCCCCGCCGCCCACACUGCCGCAAUCUACGCGGCGCGUGCCGAACUCAAACCCAUCCUCUUCGAAGGCUGGAUGGCGAACGACAUCGCUCCCGGCGGACAGCUCACCACCACCACCGAGGUCGAAAACUUCCCCGGUUUCUCCGAUGGAAUCGGAGGGAUCGAACUCAUGGACAAGUGCCGCGCCCAAUCUCUCCGUUUCGGCACUCAAAUAUUCACCGAGACUGUCACCAAAGUUGAUUUCUCAGCCUUCCCCUUCAAAGUCAUCAGCGAUUCCAAGACCGUUCUCGCCGAUUCCGUAAUCAUCUCCACCGGCGCGGUGGCGAAGCGCCUCAAAUUCCCAGGCUCCGAGACCUUCUGGAACCGCGGCAUAUCCGCCUGCGCCGUGUGCGACGGCGCCGCCCCGAUCUUCCGCAACAAACCACUCGCCGUCAUCGGAGGCGGCGACUCCGCCAUGGAGGAGGCUAAUUUCCUAACGAAGUACGGCUCCAAGGUUUACAUUAUUCACCGGAGGGACGAAUUUAGGGCUUCGAAAAUUAUGCAGAGCAGAGCUCUUUCAAACCCUAAAAUUGAAGUCCUGUGGAAUUCGAAGGCCACAGAAGCAUAUGGCGAGCGAUCGUUGUCUGGAUUGAAGAUAGAAAAUCUGAAGACUGGGGAAAUUUCAGAUUUGAAUGUUUCUGGUUUGUUUUUCGCAAUUGGGCAUGAACCUGCUACCAAGUUUCUCGACGGGCAAUUGGAAUUGGAUUCCGAUGGGUACGUGGUGACGAAGCCCGGUACGACUUUGACGAGUGUGAAGGGAGUUUUCGCUGCCGGUGAUGUUCAGGAUAAGAAAUACAGGCAGGCCAUUACUGCAGCUGGAACUGGAUGUAUGGCGGCAUUAGAUGCAGAACAUUACCUUCAAGAGAUCGGUUCUCAAGAGGGUAAGAGCGAUUGAGCAUUGAAUCUUAUUGGAUGUUGAUUUGAAUUAUUAAUGUUACAGGCCCUCUCAAACUGAGGAAAUGGGAAAAAUUGGCACUUCUAUUUAUUAAUCUUAUUAUAUUGGUUAAUAUUAAUGCCGAAUAUGUGUGGUUGAAGAAAGGUAACUCCGUUUGUGUUACAUUGCAUUUUAUUUAUUAUAAUUUCACAAUUUAAGGCACGCAGUAGUGUUGCAUCAUAUUUGAUAUGGAUAUGGUAUUUGAGGUUGUUUGUUUGAAGUCUGUGUAUAUUACAUUCAGUCCACAUGAGCUCUGCAUAAAUCAGAGUAUAAAGUUGAACU
Messenger RNA from Erythranthe guttata (spotted monkey flower), 1496 nucleotides. RefSeq names its product thioredoxin reductase NTRB. NCBI's taxonomy places the organism in Eukaryota, Viridiplantae, Streptophyta, Magnoliopsida, Lamiales, Phrymaceae. Gene Ontology annotation, molecular function: thioredoxin-disulfide reductase (NADPH) activity. The record is from RefSeq and is a predicted model, not a curated record. Gene Ontology annotation, cellular component: cytoplasm. Gene Ontology annotation, biological process: removal of superoxide radicals.